Messenger RNA from Esox lucius (northern pike), 1725 nucleotides. RefSeq names its product synaptogyrin 3b (gene syngr3b). The transcript has 4 exons. The record is from RefSeq and is a predicted model, not a curated record. Gene Ontology annotation, cellular component: neuromuscular junction; synaptic vesicle membrane. The coding region runs from base 301 to 1014 and encodes 237 amino acids. NCBI's taxonomy places the organism in Eukaryota, Metazoa, Chordata, Actinopteri, Esociformes, Esocidae.
AUUUUCACCAAGACGGUCGCGCGGGACGCGGUGGAGCCGCAUGUGUGUCCGCGCGUGUAUGCGCAGGGGAGGGGUGUGCAGAGGUGUUUCUGUGAAGUGUUUGUGCGAAUCACGCCAGCUAAGCCCGCGCGCGUUUUGCAACGUGAUUUGGCGCGUGCAUCCUUCUCUCAACCUGCCGCUGCGCAAGACCAGACCGGAGGACAGACUAUUGUAUCACAACGAACCUUAAACUGAGACGAAUAACGGGAUAUAUAACGGAUAAGUAUAUAGUUAGUUCAAGAAAGGAAUAAACAGGAGGUGAUGGAGCCGGUGGGCUCGUUUCAUCCCGGUAAAUCCGGAAGCUCGCACUUCGAUCCAAUUGUCUUUGUAAAAAAGCCACGGACCAUCCUCCGACUACUAUGUUGGGUGUUUUCCAUGGUGGUGUUCAGCAGCAUCGUUAAUGAAGGAUAUAUGAACAUUGGAAGCGAGCGGUUGCUAUGUGUCUUCAAUAAGAAUGCUGAUGCCUGUAACUAUGGCGUUACAGUGGGUGUGGCCUGUUUCUUGGGCAGCAUGUGUUUCCUGGUACUGGAUAUCUACUUCCCCACUAUUCAGAGUGUUCGGCUCCGGAGGAGAGCAUCUCUCAUCGACAUGGCCUUCUCUGCCCUGGCCAGCUUCCUGUGGUUUGUUGGGUUCUGUUUCCUGGCCAAUCAAUGGCAGCAGACCACAGAUGAUGAACUCCCAUUGGCUCAGGGCUCAGACGCUGCCAGGGCUGCUAUCAUCUUCUGCUUCUUCUCCAUUCUCACCUGGGCUGGCCUGACAGCGCUCGCUCUCCAGACAUUCCUCAACCUGUUCCAGAACUUCAGACUGUUUGCAGAUAACCUUGACAACAGCACCACUGGUUACCAGGACAACCGUUCUAUACCUGUCGCCAAUGGAAUCACCAUAGUAACCACCAACCCUUACCACCGACCCCCUCCCUUUACUGGAACUUUGAGUCUGGACCCUGCUAGCCUAACACCUUCUCCUGCUUUCUAGGGAAGUGAGAGAUGGAGAGAGAAUGAAUGUGAGAGAGAGACAAGGAAAAGGGGAAAAGGAGAUGAAAGGGAUGGAUAGAGACAGGGAUGGACAGGGAGAGAUGAAGAGAGAGAUGAGAGAGGGGGAGAGUGAAGAGAGAUAGAAGGAGAAAAGACAGCAGAGAGAUGGAGCAGGGAGGAGAGAGAGAGAUGGAGAGACAGCGGCUGGCCUGAUUGGCUGACUCAGGGUCAGGUGAUGUUAGCUCUGCAUCACCAUGGAAACUGCAGUCUCAGCCAAGGAUUCCCACUGAGCAGGAAAUAGAACACACACAUUCUCUGAGGCCCAGCGAGUAUACUUUACAUAGUAAUGAACACUGAAGUUAUAAUUCUGUUACGUUAUAAAAGCGUUAUGCAGCUCUUACGUAGGCCCUAUGUAGCCUUUUUGAAGGCCCUAUGUAGCUGUUAUGCAGGCCUAUGUCACCAUAUUGGUUAUAAAGCAGUAAUAAGUCCAUCUCCAUUCAAUUCUGACCACCAAUGUCUCUUAGAGUGCCUGCAUUUCCUUGCUCCAAACCAUGGACUGACAAAUGAUGUAGACCAAUAGAGGAAAAAGAAUGAUAUUUACUUGUGUGUGUGUGUGUUAUUUACUUAUGUGUCUCUGUAUUUGUAUGAAUCAUGAUCUACCAACUGAGCUACAGAGGACUACAAAGGGGUAAGGGGUGAAAGAGGGAUGAGG